AUAAUGUCAACGGGUUAUCAGUUCAAGUCUUGUUGGAGAAUACUAAUCGUCCCUUUUCCAUACUUCAGUUCUGAUCUUCAUCAAUAUUCUUAAUACUUGAUUUGACUGCUGCUCAGAAGUCAGAAUCUUCCGUGUUUAAAAAAUGUCUCAACAAAAAGUCAAAGGAGCCGCGAUUGGUAUUGAUCUUGGAACGACGUACUCGUGUGCUGCUGUCUGGUUUGAUAGAAAAAACCGAGUAGAGGUCAUACCUAAUGAACAGGGAAACAAUACCACCCCGUCUUGUGUAGCUUUCAAUGAUACAGAGUUAUUGGUAGGAGAGGGUGCAAAAAACCAGAUUGCAAGGAACCCUACCAACACUGUGUUUGAUGUUAAGCGGUUGAUCGGGUGCAGAUUCCAUGAUCCUCAAGUGCAAAGGGACAUGGAGUCGUGGCCUUUCAAGAUUAUUGAAGGGCCUGCAGAGAAGCCAAAUGUUGUAGUUGAGUUGAAGGGUGAAACGAAGAAAUACACACCUGAAGAAUUAUCUGCAAUGGUUCUCAAGGAUAUAAAAGAGUCUGCUGAAGCAUUUAUUGGAAGAGAGGUAACCGAUGCUGUGAUAACUGUUCCUGCUUAUUUCAAUAACAAUCAAAGAGAGUCAACAAAGGAAGCAGGAACCCUUGCAGGCCUCAAUGUGCUGCAAUUGAUAAACGAGCCUACGGCAGCUGCAAUUGCUUACGGUUUGGACCACAUGGCUGACCAAACAUGGCAUAAUGACAGAAAUGUUUUGGUGUUUGAUUUGGGUGGCGGAACCUUUGAUGUAUCUCUUUUGAAAAUAAGUAAAAAAGGAGUGAUUGAUGUCAAAGCAGUUGGAGGUGACACUCAUUUAGGCGGUGAGGAUUUUGACAUGGCACUGGUUAAUUACUGCAUAAAAGAAUUCGAGAAAAAACACAAGGAAGGUAUACGAAGAAAUCCAAGGGCAAUGGGGAGGUUGAAAGUUGCUUGUGAGAAAGCAAAGAGGGAUUUGUCGUCAGCUAUAUCUGCUUCAAUUGAUAUGGACUGCUUGUACGAGGGAAAUGACUUUUCCAUUAGAAUAAGUCGAGCCAAAUUCGAGGAACUAAAUUCAACUUAUUUUGAGAAAUGCAUUGAACUAGUGGAAAAAUGUUUGCUUGAUGGGGAGAUAAAGAAGAAGGAUGUGGACGAGGUGGUUAUUGUUGGGGGGUCGACUAGGAUUCCCAAAGUACAACGAUUGGUGGAGGAGUUUUUCGAUGGAAAGACACUUUGCAAGAGAAUGAACGGCGAUGAGGCUAUUGCUUCCGGUGCUGCACUCUUGGCUGCAAGGUUAAGUGGAGGUAAUGAUAACGAUAAUGGGGUGUGGGAUAUUGUGUUACAGGACGUCACUCCUCUUUCGUUAGGUAUAGCAACCGAGAAAAAUGGAGUAUAUGGUAGCAUGGCUGUAGUUAUCCCCAGGAACACAUCCAUACCGACAUGCAAGAAAGAAAUAUAUUAUUCGCGGAUGAACAAAACAUCAGUAGUUAUCUUUGUGUAUCAAGGCGAGAACAUCAAAGUCAAGGACAACAUAUUACUUGGAAAGUUCCGCCUUGACGACCUUACGCUAGGUUCCAAUGGGAUGUCGCAGCUAGAGAUUUGGUUCAAUAUAGAUGCUAAUGGGAUCCUUAUAGUGUCUGCACAGGAAUUAUCCACAGGCCAAUCAAAAUCAAUUACAAUUGCUAAGACCUGAAAUUGGUCCAACGAAUGUGAUCACUUUUGUAUAUUCUAACUAAUAUUUGUGUUGACGUCCAAUCAUUUCCUAUUUUUAUGUAUAUGUGUUUCUAAAAACAAAAAAUAAAAAAUAAUAAUCUUGCUAA
This is a messenger RNA of Helianthus annuus (common sunflower), 1841 nucleotides long. RefSeq names its product heat shock cognate 70 kDa protein-like. Gene Ontology annotation, biological process: cellular response to unfolded protein; protein refolding. The record is from RefSeq and is a predicted model, not a curated record. Gene Ontology annotation, cellular component: cytoplasm. Bases 143 to 1714 code for a protein of 523 amino acids. The transcript is spliced from 3 exons. Gene Ontology annotation, molecular function: ATP-dependent protein folding chaperone; heat shock protein binding; ATP binding. Lineage: Eukaryota; Viridiplantae; Streptophyta; Magnoliopsida; Asterales; Asteraceae.